Molecule: messenger RNA, 5839 nt
Organism: Sphaerodactylus townsendi
Lineage: Eukaryota; Metazoa; Chordata; Lepidosauria; Squamata; Sphaerodactylidae
Gene: SLC35F5
Product: solute carrier family 35 member F5
Exons: 17
Coding region: 900-2381 (493 amino acids)
Biological process (GO): regulation of peptide transport
Cellular component (GO): membrane
Source: RefSeq, a predicted model, not a curated record
UUAGCUUGACUCCAAUAGCGGAAGAAAGGUGGGCUAUAUACAAUGUAAAUGUUCAGAAGCCUCUCACCAUGUUCCAUGAAAUUUAUCCCAAUACGCACCCACAAUUGCAGCCAUAAGCGUUUUUAUAUUUCCCCAUCGCCUCCAUUAUUUUAGUAAAAUAAAAUUGGGGAGCUUAACAUUUCCAUCAGAUGUAAAAGUCACAUUCGCCCACAUCUCCUCCGUGCCCCUCCAGUGUCGCAUAAGAAAGCAUUAACUCGUGACUCCUCCCCCUUUUCUCCUUCUUCCACCUCUCAAUACGACUCUUCACUAGUGUGCGCGGGCGGAACGGGAACGCUCCUACAACUGCGCGUGCGUGAGAAAGAGUACGCGGAGGGACAGGCAGAGGGAGAGUCGAGCGAAUCGAGGACCGCCGGGGUGGGUAGGAUUUUCGACUAUUGAUUCACGUCGGCCCAGGCUUGUGAGCCGAGUCAGCUGUGACUUUGACCGCGGCGCGGAGCGGUCGCGGCUGCCACCAUCUUUGAGACUGGCGUGGGGUAAUUAAGCCGGAUCGAGACUCGACACAGAUACCUGUUGGCCUUACUUGCAGUAUGCAAACUCGGGGUCUGGCUGCUUUCUGACUGCUUGUGGUAUUGUCGCAGUUCCCUGUCAAGCGCCUACUACGCCACCAUCGUGUCUUUGCACCACUGCGCCUGGUAGUCACCCCGCCGACGCCCCUGUCCCCUGUGUGAGGUGAAGGAAGAAGGAAAUACAGGGUCGGUGGUAGAAAACAGCACUUUCCCCCCAUCCUCCUUACGGGAAAGAAAAUGUCCAAACUUGUGGCCAAAAAAACAUGUUCCAUGAGAUAAGCCUAUGACAUUGAUGAAAUCCAAAGAGGACAUCCUUCAUCUUAAUUUGAUGGCAUGAAGCUCAUCCAUUUAACAUUAGAAAGGUUACAGAGCAGGUUACAAAUGGUGUGGAUUUUUAUCAUGAACCGGAUGAGCUCGCAAAGCAGUUCUACCACACAGCGCAGACGUAUGGCUCUUGGAAUUGUGAUUCUCCUUCUCGUUGAUGUGAUCUGGGUUGCUUCUUCUGAACUUACAGCAUAUGUGUUUCAAAACUACAAGAAACCAUUUUUCAGUACAUUUGCAAAAACAUCCAUGUUUGUUCUUUACCUCUUGGGAUUUAUUGUUUGGAAACCAUGGAGGCAGCAAUGCACACGUGGAUUUCGUGGCAGACAUGCAGCUUUUUUUGCAGAUGCUGAAGGUUAUUUUGCUGCGUGUACAACUGACAAUGCUGUAAAUAGCUCUUUGAGCGAACCAUUAUACGUUCCUGUAAAGUUUCAUGACUUGCCAAAUGAAAAAAGCAGCAGCAGUGAUGAUACUGAAAAAACUUCCAAAAAGCCUCGCGUAAGAUUUAGUAAUAUAAUGGAGAUUCGACUGCUCCCAUCAAGCCAUGCAUUAGAAGCAAAACUGUCUCGUAUGUCUUAUCCAACAGUUAAGGAUCAGGAGUCCAUUUUAAAAGCUGUAGGGAAGCUUACUGCAUGCCAAGUAGCGAAAAUCAGCUUUUUCUUUUGCUUUGUGUGGUUCCUGGCAAAUUUCUCUUAUCAAGAAGCACUGUCAGACACCCAAGUGGCUAUAGUUAACAUCCUGUCUUCAACUUCUGGACUUUUUACCUUAAUCCUAGCUGCAGUGUUUCCAAGUAACAGUGGAGACAGAUUUACCCUUUCAAAAUUGUUAGCUGUCGUUUUAAGCAUUGGAGGUGUUGUUCUUGUGAAUCUUUCUGGAUCUGAUAAAUCUGCAGGAAUAGGUUCCCUGUGGUCUCUCAUAGGAGCUAUGCUCUACGCAAUCUACAUAGUUAUGAUAAAACGAAAAGUUGACAGAGAAGACAAACUUGAUAUACCAAUGUUUUUUGGUUUUGUUGGUUUGUUUAAUUUGCUGCUGCUCUGGCCAGGUUUCUUCCUACUUCAUUAUACUGGAUUUGAAGACUUUGAAUUUCCCAGCAAAUUUGUACUUACAUGCAUUGUUAUCAAUGGCCUUAUUGGAACUGUCCUGUCUGAAUUUCUUUGGUUAUGGGGCUGCUUUCUUACCUCAUCAUUGAUAGGCACACUUGCCCUGAGCCUUACAAUACCUCUAUCCAUAAUAGCUGACAUGUGCAAGCAAAAGGUUACAUUUUCUUGGUUAUUUUUUGCAGGGGCCAUCCCUGUAUUUUUUUCAUUUUUCAUUGCAACUCUUUUGUGUCACUACAACAACUGGGAUCCUGUGAUGGUAGGAAUCAGAAGAGUUUUUGUAUUUUUCUGCAGGAAACACCGUAUUCAGAGAACACCAGAAGAAAGUGAGCAAUGUGUAAGUCUCAUUGCAAUGCACAGUAUUUCUCAAGAAGAUGGAGACAGUGGCUGCUCUUAGACAACAGUGUAAGGUGAAAUGAUAGCUCAGCGAAGAGACAAUCUUCUGGAAAGUCCCCAUGGAAUCAUUUUUCAGUGCCUCUUAUGAAUCUUUAAAUGUUUCAAUUCAUGUGAAACUUAAAAAUACAUUUCUUCCCACUUCCUCUCAAUUUCCAAUCUUGAAUCAGUUUUAUUAUAGAAUGACUUUACUACAGGAAAUUCCACUUCUUUUAAGAAACCAGUCUGCCUUAUAGAACUCAGUUGGUGACAUUACUUGACAUAAUCAAGAAAGUGAAUGCUGUUCUAGUUAGUCAUUUUUAAAAAACUUUCAUAUGUUAAAAUGCUGGACAAGAUUUUUACAAAUACUUUUCACAUUCUUUAAAAAGUCUGUGGAUCAUAACUUUGUAUAAACUUUGAAAUGGAAAAAAACUAAAACACACGAGAGACCUGUAAUAGGUACGAGUAACUAUUUUCUAAUGUAUAAUCUUUACUUGAAUAAUAGAAAAGGAAGGAAAUUAUUGCAAUUUGAAUAACUUCAUUACAGAAGUUAUUAUCGUUUUCCAACAUUACCUAUGCCCUUCUAUCUACAGGAGACCUUGCAAUGGUUGGGUGCCUUGUGCUUCAACACGUAUUGGGUCUUAAAGUAAAAAUGUUAAUAAAGAGUUAACAUCAAAGUUAAUGCAUACAUUCGAAUCAAAGGAAUUCAAAGUUAGUUAAUACCAAAACUCUUCUAAAAUGUGCCAAAUUAUUCCAUAUACAAAACUGUAAUGACUGAAUGUUUUUGGUUCAAUGCUGGAGAAGAAAAUUAAGCUACACUGGAAUGCAUGGGCUGUGAGCCAAGUUAUGCAUGACAAGCAGGUCUGUGAUUGUUUCUCCAGCCUCUUUAUUCUUUUUAUAAAAUUGGCUGCAGUGAGUGAAAGAACAUUACAAAAAAGGCGUUUCUUUUAACCCAUUUCUUGCCUGCAAUUUGCCUGCUCCAAAUCCCCACCAUCAGCUUUCAUAUCCACUGUUUCCCUACUUGCUGAGUGGGGAGGGAAAGGGCACCUAGUUUAAUUUUUAUUUCAGGUUAGGUUCCAAGUUAUGGAUCUGCCCAUGAUGUGUAGAUUUGGCUGUGUGACCCACAAGUUUGCCUAUACAGUUGUUUGUGUGCAAGAAAGCUUUUGAUGCAUAUUUCCACUUGCUGCCCCCCCCCCCUCCCCCGGCCCCUUUAAUUUCCAGGCUGUCUCAUAAGAAGCAAGUUUUUAAGCUGCUUGAAGUGCUGUUUGAAAGGGUGCGGCAUCUCAUGACCAAGACAUUAUAUGUUCCAGAAUAGCUUUUCUGGAAUAUCUUGGAAUACUGAUUAGUCAGAAAUGGACAGUCAUCAUUCUAAACGUCUGUAUAGCAAUGGAUUGUGUAAAUCAUAAUACUAGACAAGGUUGUAUUUGUAUGGAAAUAAUAUAUCACUACCAUUGUUAUGAUUUUCUAAGGUCAGUUGAUUCUAUACUACACUGUGCAGAAUGUUUUCAAGUUAUGGUUGACAAUGAACUGUAGUUCAUAUUAAGAGUACAAAUCAAGGAAACAAAGGCUUUAGGGAAAAGUCUGACAAAACAAUUUGAUGCCAACUUUCUCCAGUCUAAGUCCAGUGAAAUCCAGAGACUUGGAUUGGUGUAAGUCAUCAUAAGAUUGCACUGCUAGUGAAAAUGUUAGCAGUGCUGUGGAAUUUGGGAUUACAUUUAGCACUAAACAGUAAAACAAUCUUUAAUACAUAAAGGUAACAUGCCUUCCAGGGCUAGAAUCCAAGAGUGAAUAUGUAUAAACUCUGUGGCUGUGAAGUGUAAUCAAGUUGCAGCUGACUUAUGGCGACACUGUAGAAUUUCCACAGUAAUGAACACAAGUGGUUUGCCAUUACAUUCCUCUGCAAAGCAACCCCAGUGUUCCUUGGUGGUCUCUCAUUAAAGUACUAAGGUAGGGUAUAUAAAUCCUGAAAUUUCAAAGCUAUUUUUUAUUUUAUUAAAUUUGAUAUCCCGCACAAGGCCUGUCUCAGGCCGGCUAACGAUUAAAAUAGUUCAUUCAAAGGUCAGAGACCAUCCCAUAGAUCGAUAAAAACUAAAAACACCCGGCUGGCAUUUCUCAGACUUAUUAAAACAAUUAUCCCAUCCUUAAUACUUUCUUCCUAGUUCAGAUUUAUCUUAAAUAAAAAGGAAUGGAGGAGAAAAAAGACCUGGGUGGGGAAAGGAUUUCAGAGGCCAGCAGUGUUUGAGAUUAAACUGUAGCUGCCUCAACCAAAGGCUUAGUGGAACAUCUCCGUCUUGCAAGCCCGACAGAACUAUACUAAAUCCCACAGGGCCUUGCUCUCACCAGAAAGGUAUGUCCAAAUGUCAUGUUACUGCACCACUCUUGUGAUUCAAGCUUUCCAUUCUCUCCUAUUACAAAAUGGCAAUAUAGACUUGUACAUUCCUCUCUCUCUUUUACUGGAGAAAGUUCUAUUUGAUCCUGACAAUGUCAAUGCUAAGAAAAAAUGUGAUGUUUGGAUGAAUACAAUCAGUACCUUGACUACUUUUUUCCUCUCUGUCAUACAGAAAAAUAUUGUUCAAUAUAAUCAUAUCUGUUCCCAGUUAUGAAUGGCGGUCAUUAACUAGCUGAACUUUGUACAUGUGAAUUGUUUAUAAAAGAAAAUGUGUAGUGUCAGUCAUUAUACCUAUCACAUGAACGACAUGAUGUCCUUUUUUCCUUUUGAUUACUUGCUUGAUUUGCUGCAGUGCAUAUCUUAGAUCUUACAUUAAGUUCUGCCCAUUGGGAGGAGAAAAUUCAUCUUCAUGAGGAAGCUGAGUUUGAACUGCUCUUAAACUAAGAAAAGAGGCAAUUACUGAGCCCAAUAGUGGAAAACAAGAACAAUUUUUUUCUGCAUCAAAAUCUGCUGUUUUAUUGAUUGUGUGUAAAAACAGCCUCUAACAGUAAUGUUAAUAACAACCAUACCCAUAUUCCUCAUAUGGGCAACUCUUCUUUCAGAAGCAACAUUUCAAUGUUCAUAGGAAAAAAAUUGCUAAUUCUACCAAGUCACUCGGACAAAAAAUACAGGAUUCAGUUAUCACUACCAGAAGGAACCCAUUCUUGGUUUUAUCUCACACUAAAACUGCAUAAUCUAUUUUUAAAAAACUGUAAUGGAAAAAUAUUUUAAAAUGCAUAGCAAUAUAAUAUGUUGACCUUUCAAAUAAAUGUUUUAUUUUGCUCAGUAUUCUUUGUAUAUCCCAUAAUACCACUACAUGGUGCCCAUUUUGGUAAAAAGUUCCAAUAUUUUCAGUCUCAUUAUGAUGAAUGUGUUUAAAUGUGCUCAGAUAGGUCAGCCUGUACACAAAACAAAAACUGGAAAUUACCAUUCUUACUAUUAUUUAGAAAUUGGGAAUGGAAUAUAAUUCCAUCAUUAUUACACUAUGAAUUACAGAGUAUAUGUUAUAAAUAGACAUUGAACCUGUAAUAAAUGUGAUUUUACACUUUUCUACA